Molecule: messenger RNA, 2652 nt
Organism: Cydia strobilella
Lineage: Eukaryota; Metazoa; Arthropoda; Insecta; Lepidoptera; Tortricidae
Gene: Rrp46
Product: exosome complex component RRP46
Exons: 5
Coding region: 102-770 (222 amino acids)
Biological process (GO): U4 snRNA 3'-end processing; rRNA catabolic process; poly(A)-dependent snoRNA 3'-end processing
Cellular component (GO): cytoplasmic exosome (RNase complex); nucleolus; nuclear exosome (RNase complex)
Source: RefSeq, a predicted model, not a curated record
GUCAAGUGUCAAGCACACGUGUUAGGUUAUAAAUUAUUAUUUUCGAUAAAAUCCAAAUAAAGACAAAUAAAUAUUGUUGCCAAGUGUUACUGCAUUAUAAAAUGGGCACCGACGAAGCUAAACUAAAAGAUUUUAAGCUAAAACCGAUGAAGUGUGAGCUGAAUUUCCUCAGUAAAUCGGACGGUUCUGCUAUUUUGUCUCAAGGUAGUACAGUAGCGUUGACUAGCGUCAAUGGACCUCUGGAAGUUAAAAUGUCAAGUCAAAGUAUAGAGAAGACUACAUUGGAAGUUCUCUUUACUCCUAAAGGCGGGAAACCUUCUGUAAAAGACCGGUAUAAAGAGAAUGUGAUCCGUCAAACAUGUGAGGAGGCCAUCCUGAGCAGCCUGUACCCUCGCACCGGCAUCACCGUCACAGUGCAGGAGCUUGAGGACUACGGAGGGCUCCUAUCAACGUGCGUGAACUCCGUAUGCCUAGCCCUAAUAAACUCAGGCGUGGCGAUGCGGCACGUUUUCGCCGCGGUGCUGUGUUGUGUAGACGAGUGCGGAGACAUCCUCCUCGAACCUGAGGCCGACCAGCUAGAUGCUGCGAGAGCUGUGUUUAGCUUCGUCUUUGAUGAACGCGACAAGAGUCUUGUUACAGGCUUCACCGAGGGCAAUUUCAGUGAAGACACGUACAGAGAGGCCAUGGAGCGGUGCCGGUCUGCCAGCGACCUCGUGUUCGCAUUCUACAGGGAUAUUGUUAGCAAAUACUCGAAAAUUAUUGGAGGAUAGUUGUUAGGAGUGGAUGACGUGGUUGUAUAUACACUGUUAGAGUCCGUAUUGGCACCGUGUGAAGUACUUGGUGGGGGUAAGUAAAGCGAUCGCAGCGCAUAAGGUGGUAAAAAUUGACACUAAUGGGAAUUACCGUCUUUAACAUUUCAUAAAAGUUAUAUGGCUCGAAAUGGAACUUUAAUUUACGAUUACUCCUGAGAUAUUCAUUUAAAUUGUAUGGUGUAAGGUACCAUUGUAAUCUGUAUGAAAUGCUUAAUAUAACUAAAGUAUUUAAUUUGACAAUUAUUAAUACUAUUUCCGUGUAAAUAGCUUUGCAAAUACCACAUACUAUGAAAUAUUUUUGUAGAAGAUAAGAAUGGGUAUAGAAAGUUAUACUUAAAAGAUAGACAUACACCAUCGCGGACUUUUUUGUAGAGCAAUGAAAGGGAGAUCUUUCCACCAUACAUUCUGUUGUUAUAUCUUAAACGGAUUGGGCAGCGUUUUCGAUUAAAGCUCUUAGCCAGCGUAAUUUUUUUCUGACUUCAUUAGCAAAUAUCGUCAUAUUUCAACCAAUUUACACAAAACCUGAACAAAUUAUACGACUUAACCUUCCUCAAGAAUCACUCUAUUUAUAGGUGAAAGCCGCAUAAAAAUCCGUUUAGUAGUUUUCGUUGAAAUACGAGCCUAUAGUUGCAACCGCUGUGUGGCGCUGUCGUCGUGCACGGUCCUAAUCUGGGGAACGAAAAUGUGAAAGCGCUACCUUACACGUCAAAUUUCUAUGAAAAUAUUACUGUUAUAUCUAGUGAUGCCGCCACACUUUGUCGUUGCUGAUCUAGCUUAGACUGACUCUUAGAUGUAAUAUAAGAUUAGAUAUAAAGUUGUCGCAAAUAAGACAAUAUUACCGUUUGGAACGGUAACGGGGAUUUUACAUACGGUUUGCUGAGGGCCUACCGCGAACACCGAAGUUCGCAAAUUGCGGGCAUCUUUCUCUGUUUCUCCAAUUAAGGCGUAAUUAGAGUGACAGAGAAAAAUGCCCAGUUUUCGCGGUAGGCCCCCAGUUUUGACUUGCCAUUCGCUUGACUUGUUUGGUAUGAUACCAUCGCGGUAUGAAAAGGAGGUAUAUUUUUUAUUCAUCAUGAAAUUCGGUACAAUGAAGGUCAAAGAUAUUAAUCCUAACAAGGACACAAAUAUUUAAAAAAAUACAUUUAUAAAAUUUUGUCCGUUUGGCAACAGAAAUAUAGCUACGGUAAAUUACUCGAUGAUUGGCUUUUUGAAAUACCAACCAACAUUGUGAAGUCAUAAUUGCCUCAAAAUGAGGUUGGGACAUUGGUUGGGGACAUUUGUAAUAGUCAAAGAGCUAUUGAAAGUAGAAGAGAUGGAAAGUCAGCUGAAAUCUGAAAUAAAUGACGGUGUAGUUGGUGUACUGCGCUAUAGAAAUGUUUUGGGGUCACUGGAUUGUCAAACGUUAAAUUUUAAUAACUAAGUUACCGUCAAAGAUAUAUGUAACUCUGUAUCCGUAUAGCCUCGGAAAUCAGUAAAAAAUUAUACUCGAAUAGAUGGCGCCAUACCUCUGGCCUCUACUCGUGUAGAUGGCGGUGGCUACACCGUUUGAUACUUUAAAAAAAUCUUGUUUUUACAACAUUAUUAUUACAUUAAAGAAAAUACGGGUAUUAAUUACAUCUUUUAAUCCUGUGUCGAAAUAUGGCAGUAAAUUUACUGUGACAACAAAAUUUACUAUGACAACAACUUUCUAUACACUAUUAUCUUUGGUUACCGUAUAAUGUAUAGGUACAGGAGCGUACAGCGCCAUCUACACCAGCUGUCGAAUUUGUAUCAUGAAAUUUUCUUUGAUUUUACGUAUUACAUUUACCUCAACUUUGUUUUCAUUAUGAAAAUUUUUUAC